AUGAGUUCUGUCAUUAGCUAUAAGUUUAUUAUUGUUGGAGCAAGCGGAGUUGGAAAAACCGCCAUUCUUAAGAGACUCGUUGAAGACUCUUUUACUGAGGAGUCCCAAUCAACAAUUGGUGUUGAGUUUGAUUCAACUAUGCUUACAAUAGAUGGUAGAAAAGUUAAAUUACAGAUAUGGGAUACGGCUGGUCAGGAAAGAUUCAGAUCCAUAUCUAAAGCUUAUUAUCGAAAUGCUGUUGGCGUCAUUCUUGUAUUUGAUCUCACUGAAAGGAAAACAUUUGAAGAUCUCAGCUCUUGGCUCUACGACGUACAUACACUAUGCGAUCCAAACUGCGUCAUUCAACUUAUUGGAAACAAAUCAGAUUUGGCUGAUAACAGAGUCAUAUCUCUUGCAGAAGCCGACGCUUUCGCACAGAGAAACCAUAUGCAUUAUUUGGAAGCUUCAGCUAAAUCAGGUUCUUGCAUUUCAGAAGCUUUUACUCGCUGCGCUACUGAAAUCAUCUCGAAAGGGCUCAAGGCGUCAAAUGGAAAUGUAGACAAAACGCCACUUAUGCCAGAUUCGAAGAAAGAAGAUGUUUGCAACUGCUGA
Trichomonas vaginalis G3 is the source of this 591-nucleotide messenger RNA. Its product is annotated as small Rab GTPase RabA4. The transcript has a single exon. Gene Ontology annotation, cellular component: endosome. Gene Ontology annotation, biological process: regulation of endocytosis. The record is from RefSeq and is a predicted model, not a curated record. Lineage: Eukaryota; Parabasalia; Trichomonadida; Trichomonadidae. Gene Ontology annotation, molecular function: GTP binding; GTPase activity. The coding region runs from base 1 to 591 and encodes 196 amino acids.